Molecule: messenger RNA, 1493 nt
Organism: Neocloeon triangulifer
Lineage: Eukaryota; Metazoa; Arthropoda; Insecta; Ephemeroptera; Baetidae
Product: mannose-binding protein C-like
Exons: 5
Coding region: 133-906 (257 amino acids)
Biological process (GO): biological process involved in interspecies interaction between organisms
Cellular component (GO): external side of plasma membrane
Molecular function (GO): carbohydrate binding
Source: RefSeq, a predicted model, not a curated record
CUUUUAUUUUCACGCACACGCCGUACAGGUGCAGGAUCUUUGCAGCUCCUUCCGCGGCUCUCGCGUAGCUUCGGUAGUUAGUCGGCGUCCAACCUCCUCACAGGAAAGAAGUAAAAGCAUUUCUCCUUAGCCAUGUCUCCGGUCACCGUCCUGAUGCUGCUGCUGGGCUUCUGCACCCUCGUGCCCACGUCCGAGCAGCAGAGUUCCAUCAAUCGCAACAGCAAGGAGUUCAAUAGGUCGGAAAUCGCGCGCCAGAACAGAAUCACACAGCAGAUCCUGGCACAGUACCUGCAGAAAAAGCUGUUCCCGCACCUAACGCCGGUGACGACGCCGCCGCCACCGGUCGGCAAUUCGGCCGAGCAGGACACGGGCGAGGCCCUCGACUCGGACGAGUCUGAGCAAAUCAGCUCACAUGUUACGUACGACGACGACGAAGGUAACGACUGCUCCAACUGUGUGGACGACAGUUUGGGGUCAAGCACGUUGAACAGGUGGACGAUGCCGCUGCUGAAGCUCGGCGAAAAGAGAUACUACCUCGGAAUUUUCUUCAAGGCCAAUUGGUUCAAAGCGAACCGCUACUGUCGUUACCACGGCAUGCAACUCGCCUCCAUUGACACCGAGGAGGAAAACAAAUUGCUGCAGGAGACAAUCGCCUCGCAAGGAUUUGGUCUUGAGCACUUCUGGACGUCUGGCACUGACCAGGGCGAGGAAGGUCACUUCUUCUGGAUGUCGACUGGCCGCCCUUUGACGUUCACCAACUGGAAUGCCGGGGAGCCCAACAACUUCCGCUACGAGAACGGCGAGGAGGAGCACUGCCUGGAACUGUGGAACAGAGACGGAAAGGGCCUCAAGUGGAACGACACGCCGUGUUCCUUUGAGACCUACUUUGUCUGUGAAGUGAACUGAAUUUAAAAGACACACUUCCUCUCUUGGGAAUGGACAUUUCAAUCAAGUAUUUUCAGUCUUUCCUCUCUUGAGGACCUGUAUUUUUUUAUACAAAUGGAGACUGCUAUGUAAAUGUGAAUGACCUAAACUUUUUUUUUUUAAAUUUUAUCGCGAUUUUAUUGAAUGUUCAUCAAUUCAAACUCAGCCUAUAUACAUUUUACGAUCAGUUUAUUUCUUUUUAAUUGAAAUAAUUUUUAUUGUUUUGAUCCUCGCGCGCCCAUAACCUCUGUACGUGCCAUUCCUUAUCCAAUCAGUGUAAACAAAGAAGUGCAGAUAUGGAAUCCAAUACUAGCUUUGUUUGCAGUCUUUUGAAUGUUCAUUGAUAUUAUUAUUUUCAAAGUUUUGUGCACUCACACAACUUUACUGUGGUUAUCCAAUUAAUUUAAACUCUAAGGGAGUUUAUGUUGUUGUUUCGAUUUUUUUACUGUACAUACAUGAAAAUUUUACUAAAAUUUUUGUAGAAAUAACCGCGAUGUAAAUAUGAUUAAACAGAAACUAAUGUGACACAGAUUGGUUUAAAAAUAAAACGUUUUAGUGUUAGCAGAAGA